ACCCCAGCUGUAGCUCUGACACCCUAAACAGUGGAGACUGGCUGCUGAAGAACUUCAGAGGAUUCUCUGCCUUCGCCUCCUUCAAGGACAUGCAGAGACUACUGGCCACCUUCUCUGUGACGGAGGCCCUGCCCCAGCUCACAGUGAGACAGUUGGCAGAGGUGUCCUCUAGUCCAGACCAGCUCAGCUCUGCUGCAGACGUCACCAUGCUGAUGAACUACGUACCCAACAUCCUCUUCACUGACUUCUUCAAUGACUUCUCUCUAGCCAUCACCGGUCAAGAGUCUAAGUUCCCGGUGGCGGUGCGUUCAGCCAUGCUCCAGCAGGUGUUUGAACGCGGGAACCUAUCAGACCGCUCCGUUAGCGACCAGGAGGUACUCACCUGGCUUCAGAGCAGGCUCCGCCCACUGCUGAUCAACCUGUCCCCGCUCCACGUCGCCCCCCUCUUCAGUGUGGUCGCACAGAGGAACUGCAACAUUGGACAGCAGCUGGUGGAGGUGCUGAACGCCACCCUCCCUACACUUCAGGACAACACACAGAGAAACAUCUACGAUCAAAUCACCCUCUCCCUCCAAGGCUCUUCCCCACUCCGUUGCUAUGGCACAAACUACAACCACAGUUUCUAUGGUUACCUGGAGAGUUCCUUCCUGGGUUUCGGCUUCCCCAACCUGACCACCUUCCUCUCCCUCAUACCCCAUAGCCAGAUGGAACAGCUGGUGAACUCUCUGCCUGUCUCUGACCUGGGUCGUUUCCUGCGCGCCGCCCAACGUUGUCGACGACGACACAAAACUCUGCCAGCUCUACAGCAACUACGCCAAGACCCCACUGAGAGUAUCCCUGAGUCAGUGAGGCGUCCCACACUGCCGUGUGUCUGGCCCCAGGCUCUCAGCAGCAGUCAGAGGUCAGAGGUCAACGCCUGGUUUGACAUGAGGCUGAAGAACUACCUGCCCUUCCUCACCAGGAGCCUGCGCGCUGCCGACUUUGUGGAGAGAGAUGUGUACAGGGAGACCAUCAGGACGUAUCUCACCUCAGCGUCGGCUCCUAAGUGUUACAACGCCAGUGAUCCAGAGCUCAACUCAACGGCCUGGUUUGCUGAGAACAUCGGACUCUUCAUCACUUAUCUCACCUUGGAAGACCUCAACACCUUCGGAUCAGCGCAGGUGUUGCAGGUGUUCACAGUGAACCUGGUGAACAUAGGUCUACUGAACUCCACUAGCCUGCCCCAGAACCUCACUGACUACUACACAUCACUGGUCUACCUACAGGACAGCAACUUCAACCCUCUGUUUCUUCCUCUGUUGUUUCGAUGUGUGGCCCCAGGGCCAGCCUUCAGACAGCUGGAUGCUGAGCAGAGCAUGAUCCUUCUACACAACCUGACUACACUGUGUAGAGACCUGGACCCACAGGUGUCUGCAGCUCUAGCAGCUAACAUGGGAGACAACUUAAACAGCAACACCAUCGCUGCCCUCGGCAGAGAGAGUACAGGUCUGUCUGAGGGUCAGAUCACCAUGGCACCCGCCAGCGUUCUGUGGGCUUCCUUCAGCAUUCUGAGCACUGUGAUUGGCUGGAACCAGGGCCAGGCCAUGGCCAUCAUCCAAUCACUGAUGCUGUCAGGAGCCGUGAAGAUCAACAGCGCAUCCACCUUGACAGCGCUGGGUUCCCUGGUGACCGGUGUUCCCUCGGCAACCUUAGGCAGCAUCAGCGGCACGGAACUCCUCUACGCGUCCCAGGAUCCCACAUUCAUAACAUACAUGCAGACCGCCCCGACGAUCUUAAUCCAGACUUUCGUCACUCAGUUGAUCACAGUGAACCCUAACCCAGACAGUAUUCUCCAGAACGUCCCAGACAGCAUGUCUACUGAGAUCCCCAGGUCCCUGCUGCAGGGCUUCUCUCAGAGCAGUGUGGUGGUGGAGAAACUGAACCAGAAGACAUGGAGACACGAACAGGCUGUGUUGUUCUUUGACACAGUGGCUCUAGGAAUUGACAACUCCGACAAUAUGUCAUCCAGCGUGCUCCAGGGCUUCACCUGCACCAGAGUGGCCAGUAUGACCACAACCAAGAUCAAGAAACUGGUCAAGGCCUGCAGGAGGAAGGGCAAGAACAGGGUCGCACUGAGAGAGACUCAGUUGACCUGCAUGUACAACUACAUCAAGGAAGAGUCAAAUGUCACCAGCUACAACCUGUACCCUCCUGACAUGCUGCUUUACUACGACUACAGUAAGGUUCCUCGGGACACCUGUAAGACUACUUCAGUGAGCUGGGAGACGCGGACUUCUCUCCGUGUUCUCCGACGCGCUCAGCUUCAAACGCACAGCCCUGGUAACAAUGUCAAGACCUGCCUG
Molecule: messenger RNA, 2342 nt
Organism: Oncorhynchus mykiss (rainbow trout)
Lineage: Eukaryota; Metazoa; Chordata; Actinopteri; Salmoniformes; Salmonidae
Source: RefSeq, a predicted model, not a curated record